Molecule: messenger RNA, 3445 nt
Organism: Lingula anatina
Lineage: Eukaryota; Metazoa; Brachiopoda; Lingulata; Lingulida; Lingulidae
Product: putative RNA polymerase II subunit B1 CTD phosphatase RPAP2
Cellular component (GO): nucleus; cytoplasm
Molecular function (GO): RNA polymerase core enzyme binding; RNA polymerase II CTD heptapeptide repeat phosphatase activity
Source: RefSeq, a predicted model, not a curated record
AGAUGUCAGCCUCCAUCAGUUACCACAAUUUUUGCACCGUCGACACUUUUAAGCUAUUUAAUUCCAUGGCAGCAUGUUCGAUGUAAAGAGUAAUUGCUAGCCAUGUCAUCGAACGUUGGAAAGAGGGAUGGGACUGCAAAUGAAAGGAGGGAAAUGCUUCUGAGAAGACUGCAGAAGCAGAAAGAGGCCCAGCAGAAGGCUCUGAACAUACUCCAGCAGACAUUAGAUGGUGCAGUGACCCAAGACUUUGUCUUUGAAAAUGCUCAUUACAUAGACCCACCUGUCUACCAAGAUAUUGUUGAAGAGAGACACUUGGCCAAGUUGUGUGGUUAUCUACUCUGUGGCCAAGAACUAGGACAGAUCCCUAAGCAAAAAUACCACAUAUCUGCUAAGAAUAACAGGGUAUAUGACAUAAGUGAAAGGAAGAAAUUCUGCAGCAACCGAUGUUAUAAGGCCUCAAGUUAUCUCCAGCAGCAGCUUCUCACCUCCCCACUGUACCUGAGAGACCAGGAGACACCUGUCACCAUUCAGCUACUGCCUGAUAACUGUCACAUAGGCAAUGCAGCAGAAACCAUUAUAACAAAAGAACAGUCUCAAAUAGCGUUAGAAUUGAGAAAUACUGAGUUAGAAGACCAGCGAAAAAGAGGAAUGACAGUUAAAACCAGGAGGACGACAAAAAAUGUGGAAAUAGCCACAGAGGAUGGCAAAGAGGAAACACAAAACCAGUUCACUUCUGUUGCAGAUAUGUCGCCCUCAACAGAAGAGCAGAUUUCCAGCCAUGUCAUGUCAAGAGAGAUUAAAGAAAAGGAACAUGUUUUGUUACAGACAAGUCCAAAGCAUGUGCACACAGAAAAAGUCAUGGUAUCAUCCAGGAGUACUGAUAUUGCUGAUACAAAUUCUGGUAUAGAACAGGCAUUAGGUUCAUCAGAAGAUAAGCUGGAUGAACUCCUGGUGCAAGACACAGCAAAAAUGAAUAUAUCAGUUGGGCAUGAGGACAAAAGUACAGAUAAAGUCACAAAGUAUGGAGUAGAAAGAAAUGAGCAUCAUGAUGCCCAAAAUGCAGGUGGCCAGAGUAGGAAAAAUGUAUUUGGACUAAUCCACACCUCACCAAAACAUUCAAAUACAGACUUGGAUUCAGAUGAUGAUGAAGAUGGUGAUGAUGGUGGUAUUGAAAUGAGUGGUAGCCAUGGUAACCAUGAUGAUGCACAGCAGGACAAAGUAACUUAUUUAAUGGAACUUUUAGCCAAAAGGGAGAAAAUGCUGCAAAAGUCUAGUUCAUUAAAAAAUCAGGAUAAUUCUUCCUCUACACAAAGUUCUGGACCAGAAAAUGGUGCUUUUAACAAAGAUCCAAAGACAAAUGAAAAAGAUUGUGAUACUUUGAAAACUGUUGAUGCCUGUUCUAAAGAAACUGAUCUCAAAGUCCAUGUAAGUAAAGGGCAUCCUCAAAUUUCCAGCAGAAAGUCAGAAUUGCAGACAGUUAGAAAAGAGUCUUGUAUAGAUUUGUUAAGUCAGAUUGAAAAGGCAAUCUUAGAAUGGACUACUGAAUCCACUAUAGAGUACCUUACAGGUGACAAAGCAUCAAAGCAAAAGAUAAUAAAGAAACAAGAAUUUGAUGAAAAAUAUGCUGAAAUGGGUCGAAGGGUUCACCUGAAACAGCUGGACUUGGAUAGUGCUGGACUCUAUGAGGCUGGUAACAUGGAAGGGGAGAGGCAAGGAGGAGGAAAGCUUCCAGACAUGAAAACUCUUCAGAAGGAUGGGCAGGAGUUUGGACUAAAGGUGACAGAAUUCUAUAAAGGCAGCACUGCUUAUUCUGUGGAAGUCCAGGAUGAAAGUGGUGCUGUCGAAAAGAAAGGCAGUGGAGAUGAGAAGUCAGAGGAGGAGCCUAUUCUUCCCAUGGUGGACCAUUACUCACAGCAACAGAUAAGAAAGAAAAUUGUUUUGGAAAGGUUGAGUAAAAUUCUCCCAGAUCUUUUGGUACCCCUGAACCUGCCUCUACAAGAAGUUUCAGCAGAACUACGACUACUGGUUGGGACUUUCAGCUUGGGUAGCCAUAAUAUCCUGUUUAGAAGUGUGGAAUGGAAUAUUGUAGCCAUAGUCCUGCUUAAAAUGCUGGGAAUGCACAAGCAAAGUGUUGGCAUUGCCCUGGAGCAGCCAAGCGCUGCAUGGUUUCUGAAACAAGUCCUGGCACCAUUUGGUGAGGAAAGUGAGAAAAGAAUUCAGAAAAUACUAAAAAGAGUCACUCAUGUUUCAUCUUAGAGUGAUCUGUUUUUGGGGACCAGAAAUUGGAGUCUUGAACCAUUAGAUGACGAGAUUAAAAUACGACUUUUUUAGGCCCCUAUGACCCGAGGAGAUGGCCCAAGGACCUAUGCCACAGAGUUACUCGGCACUGAAACUUUUCUAAACUUUUAGAUAACUAUUUUCAUACUGUUUACCUACAAAAUAAAACAAUAGUAGUGCACUAAAAUGAAAUUUGUCUCCUGUUUUAUGACAGUUAACAUAUGGUACGUACUUCAGACCAGUACUGCGCCUGAAUCUUCAGCUGAAGUAGACCAAUUUUUUGUCCAAAAGUUUAGACUAAUUUUCGGGCUAUUUUAUUUUAUUUUAUUUUUGUGAAAUCAUCCGCUGGUCCUCUUGGAAUGCACGCUCAGCGUCUGGAACACGUACACACCCUUGAAGGGCGAUUUCACCAGUGAGUUCAUGUGAUACAUUCCAUUAAAGAAGUGACGGUGAAUACUGAGCUAAUGAGUGUUUAAGGGUGUCCGAGUACAUUUGCAUGGUUAAAAGCUGCUUAAAUAGGUGCUGAUGCGAAAGAAAAAACAUUAAUGAAUUUUCCUGUAAAAAUCUCACCCUUUUUUCUGGAAAUGAUAAGCUCGUUGAAUGGAGCUCAUUAUUUUUUGUUACAUAACUGACUAAAGGUUUUUUAAGCUUUAAAUUUUUUUACAGCUUAGUUGAAGUAAAGAGUGAACUACCUGAAAUUGAAUGGGUACGUUAAUCAUGUUAUUUGUGUACAGGUAGUAAAGCACGCGCAAACAGGGAAUUCAAUCAAAAAUUAAUUCUAACAGGAAGAGGAAAGUACUUUGAUGAAUGAUCAUUCACCAGACUUGAUGAUGAACCAAUGAUGAACUUAUUUUGGGAGAUAUGAUGUGUGUAUAUCGGUUAGCUUAUAGAAGUUGAUUUUCACAGACAUGGUGAGUAACCAUGCAGUGGUCAUAUAUGAAAACGUUAAUUGUAGUGAGUACUCCAAAAGAAAAGAUGUAAAUGCUUAAAAAUAAUUUUUAAUUUCUUUUAAUAUAAGGAGACGAAUUCAUUUGAUUGUAACUUCUCUUUUUGAAAAAUUGUCGCUUGAGAUUUUUAUCAAACUUUGUGAACUUUAUGUAUUUUGCUCCCCAAAACACCAAUAAACAAAAUUCAACGAUGAAAACAAUACCAAUGUUAAGCACUUAAU